GUUCGAACGUGCUGAAUAGGAGGAAAGAAAGAAUUAACAUGGCGUCUCAGAAUAUUCCACUGUACAUCCUCGAAUAUACUACUACAUCUGGUCCUCAGACUGAGUUUGCACAGGGAGAUAUAAACAAGGUUUUAUCUACCACAGCUGCUGGGCUUUCGAUAAUGGGAGCCCUUGUUAUCAUAAUCACAUUCGUGAUGUGGCCCGAUUUGAGAACAAACUCACGCAAUAUUAUCUUGUUUAUAUCAAUCGGCGAUCUUUUCGUCGCAAUCACGAACAUCGUCGGCCUUUAUGGACACUCUCAUAGUUUAACGUGCGAAAUUGAAGCAACAUUAAACAUCGUCGCUAUUUUGUCGUCGUUUUUUUGGACUGUCUUCUUGUCGGUUUACUUCUACGUGACUAUUUGCAGGAAAAUCUCAUUGGAGAUGGAGGCUCGAAUGAUGAGGUUUUUCCACGUAACAGCUUGGGGGAUUCCUUUCUUAUUAGCAGCAAUAGCCCUUGGCGACAGAGCAGUAGGAAAUUCAAACGAUUUCGUGUCUUCAGGGUGGUGUUGGAUAAAAUACAGGCAAGAGUGGCGGAAGAUGAUGUUGUGGAUGUUCCUUGCCGGAAAGGGCUGGGAGAUCUUAGCUUAUGUUACCAUUUGUGUGUUUUAUGUGUUGGUCAAGUUGCAAAUAAGGCGAGAGGUACGAAUGAUUUAUAGGAUAAAAUGACAGGAUAGAAGGGGAAUUAAUACAGUUAAGAAUUGAAAAUAUAGUCCGGCGUGUUCAGUUGACAAAUAAUGGUAAUUGAACUGAGCGGAGUGCAAUUUGGUCUGAAAUCAUACGAGUGAUUUCAAAAGCAGACGAGCGCGCAGCCCGGGUUCAAUUUGAAAUCACAAGUAUGAUUUCAGUCUAAAAUUGCACUCCAUUCGUGCUAAAGAAAUGGUGCAAUUUAAAACGGAAAUGAAAAGAAAUGAUGCGAUUUAAUUAAUGGAUUGGUUUUCUGAUUUCGGUUUGUAUCUAUUGAACAUGCUGGGAAAUAGAUAUAUGAAAAUUCAUUGAAAACAAAUGCAAUAUUACAAAGCUUGGCUCUUAAACUCAAUAGCUCCAAAUGAAAUCCAUGGUGCACAGUAUUAUUUUAAUUUUUACACAAACCAUUAGAUUUCCUUACCACCUGUAGUCAAAAGUAACUUAUUGGAACCAUCAGGUGUUGCUCUCUCUGUAUUACCUCCCUUCAACUCCACCCUCCUCCUUCCCCCCCCCAGGGAAGGUGCUCGAGAUUUCAAGUGACAGGGAUGAUCGAAUGGUGGCAAAAAUCAAAACCACCAUAAAAUCCCCUGACUAAAAAUUAACACCCCCCAAAAAAUCCCAUGCCAAAUUCCCGAGUCUUAAAAUUCCAGAAGGCAUCAAAUGAUAUGAAACAAAAAAUAAAAACAUUGAAAAUUGAAUGUUUGUGUUUGUUUUUUCAUCAUACCAACAUCUGGAAUUAUCAUUUGCAGGCUCUACCAUGAAUCUUCAGAUCCUUUUAAGUACCCAAAAAAUCCUCUGAUCAUCCCUCGUGGGCUUGACUGGCCUUAACUUAAUUUAGAUUGACCUAAAUUAGAGCUUGGUUCGUCUCGUGAAAAGUUUGACUAGGCCUUAAUUGUUAAUACUGAAAAGGUUGUUCUCCUGCCAUGGUGAAGACAAUAGCUGAUGAACUACAAAUUCCAAAACUCAGAGCAAAAAAAAUUGAAUAUUUUGUUUGAAAUAUCAAUCAAACUUCAUUAGCGAUUGUAAAUGAGUGAGAUUUGGAUACAUAAUUUAAAUGUUAGACGUACAAUGUUUUAUCAACUGAAAAUUUGACUAGGCAUUUUAUUAAUAUAUAUGGUUUUGUACUACACGAUGAUGUAGCACUCUUCAGGUAAAAUAGCCUAAAUAUAUGUUAUGUAUUCCCAGGAGAGGAAUUGUAAAAGGCUAGGUGUUGUCUUGUUCCUAAUUAGAGAGGGUUUUCUCUGUUUGAUAGCAAUGCCUUUUGACACCCCAGCUGAUGGCUUAAAACUUCAACAUUGUGUGUCAAUAAUAUUCAUCAUUCAUUAUUUUGUUUUGAUCAGCUAACUGUUAUCUUUUUCCCAUCCAACUAUCAAGCAUUUGUCAGUCACCUUCUUAGAGAGCGUCUCCAUUUAGGAGUGGAGAGGAAUAAUAAUGAUAAGUCCUAGAGUUCAACAAUUUUGCUUUGUGGAAUUUUUGUUUUAAUAACUGAUACCCUGUAAGAACACUGAGAUGUGGUAGGCUACGUCAAUACUAAAAUUAAAAACUGAGUUGGUUUCUGAUUCUAGAAGUGAAUUGGAUUCUCUUUAACCCUUUAACUGUAAGAAGUGAUUAGCAUAUAACUUCUCCUUUUUAUGUUUAAUACCUUGUCCAACAGAUAGGUGGUGAGAAUAGGCAAAUUUAUCAGCCAAAGGAUGCCAUAUUGAUAUACCGGUAAUCCCAAAUUCUCUUAACUAUUGAGCAAUAAAAUGUAUUGCAGCCAGAAAACAGAAUUACUAAUAAGAUCUUGGGAGUGUUAAAAAAAUAUGCCCAUCUCAUCAACUCACCUUCAUCUUUUAUUUUCUUUUUAUUGACUUUCCAUAGAUGAAAAUGGGAAUUGCUUCAGGAGGCCAUUUUUUAACCCUCAAGUCUAUUGAGGUAGUAAAAAAGGCAGAUCGUAAGUUAACAUUUAUUCCAGUGGUGUUUAUUUUACUGCGUAUGUGGGGAACUAUAAGAUUUUUCCGUUUCCUGGCUUAUCACCCUGAAAACCCUCCAGCAUUAAAGUGGCUUGUUAUACUUCAUGUAAGUAUGAUGGUGAAAUCUUCUCUUUAUAAUGAUAUGUCUACUAAACACUCAGAUUCAUUUUAGGCCACAAAGGUUUGGGAUCAGGCAGGUUUUUACUUUAAAAAUCCCUAAUAAAAGUCAACAACACAAGCAUGUUUCACAUUCCCUUUGUGCAUGUUAAAGACAUCAACAAACUAAUACCUCAAUCACCUCAAGUUCUUGACUGCUUAGCAAUCCACUCAAGUGCUUUCACAAAUCAAUAGUACAUGCUGAACUGUUUACUGUGCAUUUUAUAACAUAACCUAAACUCAGGAAAGCUUUUGAAUUUGCUAACACUGAUAGUAGCCGAUAUAUGCCAACUCUCCCAGAUACAGCACUGAUCUCCUGCUCUCCCGUACAGCAGGUCACCAAAUCUCACCGAUAAAAUGGACUUUGCUGUAGUUUGAAAUUUAGCCCAUUUUUUUCUCAUAAUUCAAACUUUGUUAUUCAUUGUAUGGUUUCAGGGACAUUUUUUGCAUAUGUAGAGGCCCUGCCAGGGGGGGGGUCCCAUGUCGCCCAUCUGAAUUUUAAAACACCUCGUGUCGGUGUUUAUAAAUGCUUGUCGCUUAUUGUCGUAAUUUCAUUUUACGGGCUGUCGCUUCUUUUUGGGCCAUGUCGCUUGUCGGAAUUUACCCUGGCAGGGCCUCUAUCUAGUCACUGAUGACAAAGAAUAUUUUGUCAUUACAAUGAUGAAAGCGAUUUUGAUAGCAUUUACGUCAUGUAAAACUUCAUAAAAUGUCCUAAGCCAUUGCGGCUGGGUCAAUUUGUGGGUGAGCACCUAUUCAAUGCAGAAAUAAUAUUGAAGAAGAAAAGCUGUCAAAAACUUUGUUGAGUGGCAACAAUAACAUGAUCUUUACUGUAACUGAUAACAACUUUCUCAUUUAAUCCAUUCCAGGGUAUUGGAGACAGCAGCCAGGGCUUUGCCAACUUUUUCUUAUUUUGUUUGUUCACUGACAAAAUAAGGAAAAAAUUCAGACAAUGUUGCGAGCAGUUCAUACCAAAGUGCAGUGUUGAGGAGAAAGAUCCUUUGUUAGAGAGCACAAACUUGGCAUAUGGGGCUAGAGAUUUCUACACUUAAAUGGUAUUCUUCAUGUCAUUAGCCAUGACAUGGUUUAGCUGUCCAUUUAUGAUCAACACUGGUAGCAGCAACCAUGUUAUUUAGUUUGCAUCUGCCUCGAUUAACUUGCAGGGCUUCUGAGAGAAUGAGACCACUUCUCACACGCAGCCAGAGGUCAGCCUUUUUGUUGGGUACAUGAACCCUAACUCAAGAGCUCUUAGGAACCAUUGGUGUCUGACCAAUCACGUUCAUGGUACCCCAGCUCCAGGGAUCCAAUCUUGAUAAUAUUAUCCAGGAUUAAAUGUGCAUACAGCUUCUCAGCAGGAUGUUCACAUGAUUACAAAAUAAAUUCUGGUACCCUAGAGAUCAGGCAAAUGACAAUCUUCUUAUACUACUUUACCUACAGUUUAGUUAUCUGACCCCUAAUUGGUUUUUUGCUUGUCUCGUGAAGACAUUCCAGAGAUGUUUCUGGUGUUCAUAGUUUUAAAGUCAAAUGUAGGAAUCAAUACCUUUGUCUUUCCAAUUAUAUUGUACAGCUUUUAAAAAGUGCUAUUAAUAGUUUUGGCUUAAUAAUUAAGAACUAAAGCUUGGCAAUUCACUCAUUUAAGUUAGUUAUUAUAAGUUUAUAAAGGUAACUAAAGAAAUAGUUGUUACUGCUAUUAUUGCUUGUCCACUUGUUUAAGGUAACCAAAAUACUGGGGUAACCAUAACACUCAGCAAGGCCGUUACCCUAACCCCUGGGGGGUAUUCCUGGAAAUUCAUGGUGGAGGUGUGCUGCCCGGUUCUUCAAAUCCCG
This is a messenger RNA of Porites lobata, 4657 nucleotides long. NCBI's taxonomy places the organism in Eukaryota, Metazoa, Cnidaria, Anthozoa, Scleractinia, Poritidae. The record is from the annotation of a GenBank genome assembly.